Molecule: messenger RNA, 1158 nt
Organism: Rotaria socialis
Lineage: Eukaryota; Metazoa; Rotifera; Eurotatoria; Philodinida; Philodinidae
Source: the annotation of a GenBank genome assembly
AUGUUCGAGUAUUUGUUGCUAGCAGUAAUCACAAUUGGAACGGCGUUGCUCUAUAUCGUUCGAUUUCGACGCAACAAACACAUUAUUACGAGAUCCGAUGGCAAGAAACCAUUUGGCACGUGGACUCCAGUAGAUUUUCAAGCGCCGAUACCUCCUGCGUAUCCUAACUGGUCAAUUGAAACUACCAAUCCGUUGCCCUAUCGUCCAUUCAAGUAUGGACCUGACUAUUUUGUCACCAUGGGCAUUCGUCAUCUACAUUGGGAUGAUUGGAUCGAACUUGACAAUCAGUGGAUUCGCUAUCAUAAUAUAAAGCUUGCUCGUCUAUUUGGAGAACGAGCAUCUCGUUUGUGUAUGACAGUUCCCGAAGCGUAUGAUGCCGCACUUGAAACCAUGGAAUUAGUCAGUGAAUAUUUAGUUUGCCGCUAUCCUUCACUGUUCCAGUUCGAAUAUAGCGCCACACAAAAGCAAAUUCAAAUCAAAGCUACAGGAGAAGUUUAUCCUAUUCAUUCUGACGAUCCUCUCAAGUAUGCAGCUUUGCUAAUUCAAGACGAUUUAGCACUAAUGAUUGAAGGAGUCGAUGGACAGUACUAUCUCAAAGCUGGUGCGAUCCCACUUCCUGGUUUCUGGCGUCUUGAAGAUAAAUUCAAUAUGUCACUUACCGAAAUUCACACGUCUGGAAACGUGCCACAAUUUCGAGAAAAACUACAGGAGGGUAUGGAACGAUUCUUUCAAAAAAUGACGCCUGAGAAACCAUUUGUUCGAUACAAUUAUUCCAUUCAAACAGACGGUGAGCUGGCUUGGUCAAGUUCGAUCGGAUCAGAAGAAACGUUUGGUCGUGGGCGAAAAGAUGCACGAACAAAUCCAUGUAUCGAAAACAUACAUUUUCGUAGCGAGAGACAGGCACUUCGACGAUUGCCACGCAGUGGAGCCAUUCUUUUUACAGUUCGUACUUAUUUUCUGCCAAUCAUCGAUAUUUCUCAAGAACCGAGCGUUCCCGGACGAUUGGCCUCAGCUCUCCGAAGUUGGCCUGAUGAAGUUGUACGCCACAAAGGAAGAAAAGUUUACGAAGAUGUCCUUUUGAAAUAUCUCGAUGAAAAGCAUGCAGAACAGUGUGCGAAUGGUCGCGAAUCAACUAAUUUAAAUGCAUAUCCAUUUUAA